CACCGCGGCAGCUUUGUGGUGCUGCUUCGUGAAGCUUAAUUUUACCGACUGACUGCUUUGUGUUUUAUUGAGCAACAUGUAAACGUUGUGCGGAUGUUUUUUCCUCCUACUUUAUACGAAUAAAAUGUCCACGGUGAAGGAGAGUAAAAGCUGUGCAGACGGUUACCGGGCUUUAAGCUCCGGAGAGCUGAGGCAGCUUUUACAAAACGACCACAAAAUGGAUCAUAUCGUUCGCCUCAGUGAUAAGUUUCAGGAGCUGCAAGUGGACAGAGAGACAUUACUGACAUCAAAUCGGAGCUUGGCGGAGGAGAGUCUCACCCGAAAACCCCACCUUAAUAAUGGCAAACUGCAACUGGCGGAAAAAUAUCAGGAACUGUCCAACCUGGCAACCACAUGCUGGGAAAAACAGAGUCAGCUUGAGGCUCACAUCCAGAAGCACAGCCUGCAGGGGGCGCUGAACCUCCUGCGGGAGGAGAUGACCCGAGCAGAGGAGCGUUCAGAGGAGCUGCUGGAGCAGUUCAUGGAGGGAACUGUAAGUCUGGAUGAGUUUUUGGAUUCUUUUCAAAGCUCCAGGAAGACUUACCAUAUCCGCCGGGCUCAAGCGGAGAAGAUGCAGGAGGUGACCAAAGCCCAGCAGCAACCAGCCAAGACAAAACGAGCGGCGGAGCAGGAGAGCAAAGUCCACAAGGUGAAGGAGGACUCUAAGCAGGCAGAGGAAGCUCCCCGUCCCAACGGCUUUGUAGCCCAGGGACCUCUUAGAGUGUUCCAGGUCCGCUACGGCCUCACACCAGCCAUCCUGCUUCCCCGUUACCCCGUUUCUCCCCCAACUUCAGCCCAUCAAAGCAGGACACCCGCCCCUGAAUCCCAGAUAGGACAACCCCACAUCUUCACCAGCAGCACCCCACUCUCUGGACACGGUCAGCCGGUUAGCCUCAGAGUUAUUGGACAGUUACAAGGAGGAUGGCCCGCCGGCGGUCGGCCAGUACGGCUUCAGCAGCUGUAUAGACCAAACCCUCAGCAGCAUGAACCGCCGUACCGAUAAGAUGGAACCGUAGAUGAGGAUCUGGUCAAAGUGCCUUCAAAGACAUGGAACCAACCAGUGGCUUUCAGCUGGAGUAUGUGAGGACUGAUCCAGAGACAGUCAGCAUGGCGGUGGGUCUGUCCAACAUCUGUGAAAACACCAAAGUAGCACAUGGGACACAAAGGGACCUGUCACAGACGAACAGAGGUGAGGAACUGCUUCAGGAGUGUUUCCAAAAACUCAGGAAUUUAUCAAGUGUCUUUCAUCAAAGAACUAGGGACCAUUGUACUUCCUGAACUAUAGUUCUCAAGAGGUUUUUUGUCUCUACUCCAAGGUAGGUAUAUUUAAGUGGUACAGGAACUACUAUGUGGAGCUUACAAUACUGAGCAAUUGCUGAUUGUUCAGAAACAAGUUUUGUCUCAUGGCCGUUCAGUCGCAGUCGAGCACAAGACGGAGGAAAGUUUUCAGACUAAAAAACAGCAUGUGUUAUGAAAAAUGGAAACUAACAACACUGUCCUGGAAGUUAAAAGUACAGCCUGGCCGAUAUAUCUGUUGCCCGAUAAUAUCCGUCGAUGUGAUCGGCUUUAUUUUUGCAGAUAUGAAAACUUAUUUUACAGAAUAAACAAUGCAGAAAAACACUUUGCUGGAAAUGGUGUCAUUACAUAGUUUGUCCAGCAGAGGGCACUCUGAUAGCAUUGUUUGCCCUGCUGUUAAGCAUGGAUGGGACCCCAUCACCCCUUGGGCACAUUAGCUACAGGAGACAGAGGCAAAGUGAGCAGCUGGCCUUCAUUUUCAAUCAAAGUGGGUGUUUCACAGCCACAAGAGAGAAGUGCUCGCUAUGCCGUCAGCUAGGCAGGACCAAAAUGGAGGAGAUGUCUAUUGUAUGCAAAUUCUGAGCGAUGCAACAUGGCGACUGCCAAUCCAGGUGAUGACAGAGUGAUGUACGGUGUUUGGUUGAUGGUUAUAUUUAUAGUUAUUUAUGUGUUUAUUUUGUAAAAAAAAUAAGCCUCAGUUAUAAGCAAAAA
This is a messenger RNA of Thalassophryne amazonica, 2046 nucleotides long. It is a transcript of the gene vps37d, whose product is annotated as VPS37D subunit of ESCRT-I. Gene Ontology annotation, biological process: ubiquitin-dependent protein catabolic process via the multivesicular body sorting pathway; protein targeting to membrane; protein targeting to vacuole. The transcript is spliced from 4 exons. The coding region runs from base 125 to 1042 and encodes 305 amino acids. The record is from RefSeq and is a predicted model, not a curated record. Lineage: Eukaryota; Metazoa; Chordata; Actinopteri; Batrachoidiformes; Batrachoididae. Gene Ontology annotation, cellular component: ESCRT I complex.